Messenger RNA from Gregarina niphandrodes, 444 nucleotides. RefSeq lists its product as hypothetical. The transcript has a single exon. The record is from RefSeq and is a predicted model, not a curated record. NCBI's taxonomy places the organism in Eukaryota, Apicomplexa, Conoidasida, Eugregarinorida, Gregarinidae. The coding region runs from base 1 to 444 and encodes 147 amino acids.
AUGGGCAAAAAGCGGAAGACGAAGGCCGAAGCUGCGGAGGAUGCCAAGAGCCUGAUAUCGGCGCUCUUUGCAGAAACAAAAAAGCUGGGUGAGAAGAAGCCGUUGCGGAAAGACCGCCGAAUAAAGACUACAGUUGACGCCGAAGAGAGCAGGAAAAGCUGCGCCGAAGGGGUUAUCGACACUUUGUCGUCAAAGAAGAUCCGGGCGUCAAAGAAGGCCCAAGCGUCAUUGAACACACUGGCUUUAAAGAAUACAUCGGCACCAGACAAAGUCGCGAAGUCGUUUGAUGAGGAGAUGAAGUUAAAUGGGGUGGGCAAGCGAAUUGAUGGUAAGACAAGGACUUAUACCGAAGAAGGUUGGCCUAUAUAUACGAUGGAAGAGUUGAAACUUGGGCAGGGAGGUGGUACAAAACUUUGCCCUUUUGAAUGCGAAUGUUGUUUUUGA